Plectropomus leopardus (leopard coralgrouper) is the source of this 2185-nucleotide messenger RNA. RefSeq names its product ras association domain-containing protein 7-like. The record is from RefSeq and is a predicted model, not a curated record. NCBI's taxonomy places the organism in Eukaryota, Metazoa, Chordata, Actinopteri, Perciformes, Serranidae. Gene Ontology annotation, biological process: signal transduction.
ACCAGCCUGAACAUGUAACAUUGAGACAGACCAAGAAGCAUCACUGAAACUGAGAGGAUCUCGAAAUAACAGAUCAGUGGUGGUGCUAAAGGUGAGUGAUGGAGCUGAAGGUGUGGGUGGAGGGUGUGGUCAGAGUGGUGUGUGGCCUAUCACUGAGCACUUCCUGCCAGGAUGUCGUCAUAGCUCUCGCACAAGCAAUCGGUCAGACAGGCCGUUAUAUUCUUAUCUUGAAGUUACGAGGAACAGAGAAGAAACUCGUUGCUGAUGACUGCCCUCUCCAACAUCUGGCUCAGCUGGGACAGCUGGCUGCAGAGGUCCAGUUCAUUCUGCGGAGGACCGGUCCCAGCCGUGAUGGUCAAGACACACCCAAAACAGAAAGACGUUUCCCCCUUCCUUCAGAAGCAGAGCCGCUCAAACGCAAUGAGACGCACAAGGCCCUCACAUUCAGUCUGGGUCCCUUAACACAUCCCAAGAGGACAAAACCAAACAGGGCCUGGUCUCCGUCCCCCCGAGACUCCCCAGAACCUAGAGCAUCCCCUGUCUCUUUCUUGGAGCCUCUCAACCCUGUAAAGACUAUUCCCUCCUCCUCCUCCUCCUCCUCCUCCUCCUCCAAAGAGGAGAUGUUUAGGCAGAUUCUACAGCAGCAGAGGAGGCUACAAGACCUGGAAACUCAGCUUCAAGCUCUGGAGAGGGAGACAGAGGUGUGGGAACAGAACAGGUCAUCUGCUACAGUUUCUGGUCUGGCUCUGGUCUCUGAAGAGGAGCUGGAGGAGCUGGAAAAGAGACUGAGACAGAACGAGGCAGAUCUGAAGCACAGAGCACAGUGGGAGGAACAGUUACAGGCAGAAAUUGACAAAGAACAAGAUAUGCACAGAAGUCUACAGCAGCUAUACUCAUCCAUUGAUGAUCAUAGUUACCGGCUUAAGGAGCUCAAAGCCCGUUCUUCACACCUAGAGCAGGACAUAGAGGUCAGAACCAGCAGACAGAGCACUGGGUCAGGCCCUCUGCAGCCUGACGAGGCUCUGUUGCCUCUGAAGCCUCUGAAGCAGGAGCUCCACUCCCGUCUACAGCAGGGAGAACUGGAUCCAACACUGUCAGAAACACAGAGGGAACUACAAACUACAGAGAAAAGGCUGCAGGACAGAUGGGAGACGAUUGAGGAGCUGAAUAAGGAGCUGAGACAGUGUAAGUUGCAGCAAUUUAUCCAGCAGACAGGCAACUCACACACAGAGCAGCCCAGAUUUCUGCCUGUCACUGCACUUUACCUCUGCAACGCCGGAAUCCUGGAGUAACAGCCGCCAAGUCACUGUACGUCUUGUGACUGUGUAAAGAGGAAGUUUAGAGAUCCUUUACUUUGGUAAAAGUAGCCAUGUUGCUAGAUAGGAAAUGUUAAACUUUCCGACGAGAGGCUCAAAACUAUCGUAUUUUGAGAAAAAUUAUCAUAUGCCCGUCACAAUCACAAGAUCAAAUAGGUUAAAUUUAUAACUUUAAUAAACAGGUAUUUAAACAACUUUUUGACACAUCUACAAAUUUACCCAUACCCACUGCCUGAGAGAGAAGCUAUUUCUCAGUCUACAGCCUACAGGGUUACGUUCAUGUCAUCAUGGCCUACACCAAAUGUGAUUUGCUGUAAGGAGAUCAUGUGAGAAGUGAUGCGUAAACACAGAUAUAGGAACCAGGAAAUGAGUUAAAAUUAGACGUGUAAACUAAAGUGUUUAUUGUAAAUGCCACAGUGGUCAAAUUAUCGUACAUUACAACACUUUUGGAAUUAUUGAUCGUAUAUCUCACCAAGGGCAAAAUUAUAGUGCAAAUACAAUAAUUAUCAUACAUCUGGCAACACUGAAAAUUAGUCCCACUGGUUUUCAAGUAAAAGUCUUCUGCCUUCGGGUUUGUAGUCAAACUACACAAAUAUCAAAAGAAAAAGUACUGAAGAAGUGAAGAGUGAAGAAGAGUUGUGUUUAUUUUCACUUUAAGGUGAAAAACUUAAAAGUCAAGUCUGGGGGAUUUUCAGCCUUUCAGAUCAGAUAAAGAAGUGAUGUGAAAAACAGACCUAAAGACAGAAUAAAAGACUGCAGGACAUAAGGACUGGAAGUAAAACAUGUUCUCUGAAAACUUUUAAGGUUGCCCAGACCUUAUUUGUGUGUGUUUAUGUGUGUGUGUGUGUGUGUGUGUGUGUGUGUGUGUG